This is a messenger RNA of Nelumbo nucifera (sacred lotus), 3932 nucleotides long. Its product is annotated as ABC transporter B family member 11-like. Gene Ontology annotation, molecular function: ATP hydrolysis activity; ATP binding; ABC-type oligopeptide transporter activity. Gene Ontology annotation, cellular component: mitochondrial inner membrane. Gene Ontology annotation, biological process: oligopeptide export from mitochondrion. The record is from RefSeq and is a predicted model, not a curated record. NCBI's taxonomy places the organism in Eukaryota, Viridiplantae, Streptophyta, Magnoliopsida, Proteales, Nelumbonaceae.
GAUGAAGAGAAUGCAACCUCAGAGACGACAACGAUAAGGGAGGAGAAAGGCUUAGGAAAUACCCAUCAUGAAGAAGAUUUGGAGGACAAAGGAGAAGAGAAGUUCAACACCGUUCCAUACUACAAACUCUUCUCAUUUGCAGACUCUAUAGAUGUAACAUUGAUGAUUGUGGGUACAAUAACUGCCAUUGCAAAUGGAAUCUCCUUGCCCCUUAUGACCGUGCUGUUUGGGCAAAUAGUUGAUUCUUUUAGAGAUACCCUGGGAACCAAAAAUGUAGUCCAUGAAAUAUCUAAGGUCUGUCUGAAUCUUGUUUACCUGGCCGUGGGGGCAGGCGUGGCAGCAUUCUUACAGGUGGCGUGCUGGAUGAUCACAGGGGAGAGACAGGCGUCAAGAAUAAGGGGUUUAUACUUGAAAACAAUAUUGAGACAAGAAAUCAGUUUCUUUGACAAGGAAACAAACACAGGAGAAGUUGUUGAGAGGAUGUCGGGUGACACUGUACUCAUUCAAGAUGCCAUUGGUGAGAAGGUUGGAAAAUUUAUACAGCUGGUAUCGACAUUCUUUGGAGGCUAUGUUAUAGCUUUCAUCAAAGGUUGGCUUCUCACUCUUGUCAUGUUAUCCUCUAUUCCUCCUCUUGUCAUCUCUGGUGCAAUCAUGUCCAUUAUCAUAGCAAAGUCGGCAUCCCGUGGACAAACUGCUUAUUCAGAAGCAGCAAAAGUGGUAGAACAGACAAUCGGCUCGAUCAGAACAGUUGCAUCAUUUACAGGGGAGAAGAAAGCAAUAAGCAGAUACGAAAAAUCUCUCAUGAACGCCUACAACUCUAGUGUUCACGAAGGGUUGGUCGCAGGAUUAGGUCUUGGUGCAGUUAUGUUUAUCAUGUUCGGCGGUUAUGCUUUGGCUGUGUGGUAUGGUGGGAAGAUGAUACUUGACAAAGGAUAUACAGCAGGAGAUGUCCUUAAUGUAAUGGUUGCAGUAUUGUCUGGCUCCAUGUCUUUAGGGCAAGCGACUCCAUGCACGAAUGCAUUUGCAGCUGGACAAGCUGCAGCAUUCAAGAUGUUUGAGACGAUCAGGAGGAAGACAGAGAUCGAUGCCUAUGACACUAGCGGAAAGAUACUAGAUGACAUUCAUGGAGAUAUCGAAUUAAGGGAUGUUUACUUCAGUUAUCCUUCUAGACCAAGUGAGCAGAUUUUCAGUGGAUUCUCUCUUUUCAUACACAGUGGAACAACUGCAGCUUUGGUUGGGCACAGUGGGAGCGGGAAGUCAACUGUGAUCAACCUGAUUGAGAGAUUUUAUGACCCACAAGCAGGUGAAGUUCUGAUAGAUGGUAUAGAUCUCAGGGAGUUUCAGCUAAGAUGGAUAAGAGAGAAGACCGGGCUUGUCAGCCAGGAACCUAUGCUGUUUGCAGCUAGCAUUAAAGACAAUAUUGCUUAUGGGAAGCCUGGUGCAACCCUGGAAGAAAUUAAAGCUGCUUCUGAACUUGCCAAUGCUGCUAAAUUCAUAGAUAAACUGCCUCAGGGACUAGACACAUUAGUUGGUGAGCAUGGAAUUCAGCUGUCUGGAGGGCAGAAGCAGAGAAUUGUCAUAGCUAGAGCAAUCUUAAAAGACCCACGAAUUCUACUUCUAGAUGAAGCCACAAGUGCACUCGAUUCAGAGUCUGAAAGAAUUGUGCAAGAGGCACUGGAGAGGGUUAUGGCCAACAGAACCACCGUUAUUGUUGCCCAUCGCCUGACUACGGUAAGGAAUGCUCAUAUGAUCGCUGUCAUUCAUCAAGGAAAGAUCGUAGAGAAAGGAUCACACACUGAGCUGAUCAAAGACCCUGACGGAGUAUAUACCCAGCUGAUACACUUGCAAGAAGUGAGACGAGAUUCAGAACAGCAAGCUUUAAAUUAUGAAGACAAACAGGAAAUUACAGCGGGUUCUAAGCAUUCUAGCCAACGCAUGUCCUUUCGCCGAACCUUAAGUCGGGGUUCAUCUGGGAUUGGAAAUAGCAGUCGCCAUUCAUUCACAGGCUCGUUUGGUCUGCCCAGUGGAUACAUCCACGAAACUACAGAAACGGAACCCAAAACCCCACCUCCACCAUUAUCACGACAGAUGAAGGACGUCCCACUACGACGCCUUGCCUAUCUCAAUAAACCAGAGAUCCCAAUUCUUCUACUAGGCGUUAUAUCAGCAGGAGCUAGUGGUGUGAUACUUCCAGUUUUUGGUAUACUCAUUUCCAGUGCAAUAAAAGCAUUCUCUGAGCAGCCAAAUAAGCUAAGGAAGGACUCGAAGUUCUGGGCACUGAUGUUCGUCGUUCUGGGUUUGGCAUCCUUGGUGUUAUUCCCAUUAAGGACGUACUUCUUUUCUGUGGCUGGCUUCCGGUUAAUUAAACGCAUCCGAUCAAUUUGCUUCAAAAAUGUGGUUUACAUGGAGAUCAGUUGGUUUGAUGAUCCUGAGCAUGCAAGUGGCGCAAUCGGUGCAAGGCUUUCUACAGAUGCAGCAAUGGUCCGUGGUCUGGUUGGGGAUGCACUUGCCCUGCUCGUUCAGAACACUGCAACUGCCAUAGCUGGUUUGGCUAUUGCUUUCCAAGCAAACUGGCAAUUGGCUCUUAUAAUCCUUGUUUUGCUACCUUUGGUAGGAAUUAGCGGAUGGGCUGAAAUGAAGUUUAUGGAAGGAUUCAGUGCAGAUGCAAAGAAGAUGUACGAAGAAGCAAGUCAAGUUGCUAAUGAUGCGGUUGGGAGCAUUAGAACAGUGGCUUCUUUCUGUGCGGAAGAGAAGGUGUUGCAGCUCUACAAAACAAAAUGUGAAGGCCCGAUGAAAUCAGGGAUAAGGCAGGGCUUAGUUAGUGGGAUUGGGUUCGGGCUCUCCUUUUUCUUGCUGUUUAGUGUUUAUUCAAUCAGUUUCUAUGCAGGAGCACGGCUCGUUCAGGAUGGCAAGACAACAUUCUGGAAUGUUUUUCGUGUUUUCUUUGCUCUCACCAUGGCAGCUGUUGGAAUAUCCCAAUCAAGCACCUUGCUACCUGAUACAACUAAAGCCAAGGCUUCCACUGCUUCAGUAUUUGAAAUUGUUGACCGAAAGUCAAAGAUAGAUCCCAGUGACAUCUCUGGAAUGACACUAGAAAAUGUGAAAGGAGAAAUUGAAUUUAGGCAUGUCAGUUUUAGUUAUCCUACAAGGCCUGACGUUCAAAUCUUCCGUGACUUAUGCUUGACAAUUCAUUCCAAUAAGACUGUCGCACUUGUUGGGGAAAGUGGAUGUGGGAAAUCAACAGUGAUCUCCUUGUUGCAGAGAUUUUAUGACCCUGACUCGGGUCACAUUAUGCUAGAUGGAGUUGAAAUUCAAAAGCUACAGUUGAAGUGGUUGAGACAGAAGAUGGGUCUUGUAAGCCAAGAACCUGUCUUAUUCAAUGACACAAUCUGGGCCAACAUUGCAUAUGGAAAGGAAGGAAAUGCAACAGAGGCUGAGAUUUUAGCAGCAGCGGAGAUGGCAAACGCCCACAAGUUCGUCAGUGGAUUGCAACAGGGAUAUGAUACCAUGGUAGGAGAGAGAGGUGUCCAAUUGUCGGGAGGGCAGAAGCAACGGGUUGCUAUCGCACGUGCAAUAGUGAAGGGACCCAAGAUUUUACUGUUAGAUGAGGCGACAAGCGCACUUGAUGCUGAAUCCGAGCGAGUGGUACAAGAUGCACUGGACCAAGUAAUGGUGAACCGAACCACAGUUGUAGUGGCCCAUCGAUUAUCCACAAUCAAGGAUGCAGAUGUAAUUGUGGUGGUUAAAAAUGGAGUUAUCGUUGAGAAAGGGAACCAUGAAACUCUAAUCAAUGUAAAGGAUGGUGCUUAUGCAUCAUUAGUAUCACUUUACACGAGUGCUUCAUCAUCCAACUGAUCCUCAUUUUCUUGUAAUCAGUUUCUCGUUCUAAGUUUCUAACAUUUUCAGAUCAAGGAGCAUGGUUGUUAAUUUUC